Pygocentrus nattereri (red-bellied piranha) is the source of this 7548-nucleotide messenger RNA. It is a transcript of the gene cbl, whose product is annotated as Cbl proto-oncogene, E3 ubiquitin protein ligase. Gene Ontology annotation, biological process: cell surface receptor signaling pathway; negative regulation of epidermal growth factor-activated receptor activity. NCBI's taxonomy places the organism in Eukaryota, Metazoa, Chordata, Actinopteri, Characiformes, Serrasalmidae. Bases 1 to 2724 code for a protein of 907 amino acids. Gene Ontology annotation, cellular component: membrane raft; plasma membrane. The transcript has 16 exons. The record is from RefSeq and is a predicted model, not a curated record. Gene Ontology annotation, molecular function: ubiquitin protein ligase activity; receptor tyrosine kinase binding; SH3 domain binding.
AUGGCAGGGAACGUGAAGAAAGGCGGUGGGCUCAUCGGCAUGAUGAAGGACGCCUUCCAGCCUCACCACCAUCUCCACCACUCCCACCACCAGCCCGGCGCCGUGGACAAAAAGACCGUGGAAAAAUGUUGGAAACUUAUGGACAAGGUGGUGCGAUUAUGUCAGAACCCCAAGCUGGCACUCAAGAACAGUCCCCCAUACAUCUUGGACCUGCUUCCUGACACCUAUCAACAUCUUCGUACCAUCCUUUCCCGCUACGAGGGCAAGAUGGAGACCCUGGGUGACAACGAAUACUUCCGUGUCUUCAUGGAAAACUUGACCAAGAAGACCAAGCAGACCAUCAGUUUGUUCAAGGAAGGCAAGGAACGCAUGUAUGAGGAGAACUCUCAGCCAAGACGGAACCUGACCAAACUGUCUCUGAUAUUCAGCCACAUGCUUGCAGAGCUCAAAGCCAUCUUCCCCAAUGGCCUGUUCCAAGGGGAUAACUUCAGAAUCACCAAGGCAGAUGCAGCAGAGUUCUGGAGAAGAUCAUUUGGGGACAAGACCAUUGUGCAGUGGAAGCUCUUUCGGCAGGCGCUGCAUGAAUUCCACCCUAUAAGCUCAGGCCUAGAGGCCAUGGCCUUGAAGUCCACCAUUGACCUUACCUGCAAUGACUACAUCUCUGUCUUUGAAUUUGACAUCUUCACCAGGCUCUUUCAGCCAUGGUCAUCUCUGCUGCGGAACUGGAACAGCCUGGCAGUGACUCAUCCAGGAUACAUGGCCUUUCUCACCUACGAUGAGGUCAAGGCUCGCCUACAGAAGUUCAUCCACAAGCCUGGCAGCUACAUUUUCAGACUGAGCUGUACACGACUGGGCCAGUGGGCUAUCGGCUACGUUACAGCUGAUGGAAAUAUCCUGCAGACCAUUCCCCACAACAAGCCACUCUUCCAGGCUCUCAUUGAUGGCUUCCGGGAAGGAUUCUAUUUAUUCCCAGAUGGCCGGACUCAGAAUCCUGACCUCACAGGGCUCUGUGAGCCUUCACCGCAAGACCAUAUCAAAGUCACACAGGAGCAAUAUGAGCUGUACUGCGAAAUGGGCUCCACCUUUCAGCUGUGCAAGAUCUGUGCAGAGAAUGACAAAGACGUGAAGAUUGAGCCGUGCGGCCACCUCAUGUGCACGUCCUGCCUCACUGCAUGGCAGGAGUCAGAAGGCCAGGGAUGCCCUUUCUGCCGCUGUGAGAUCAAGGGCACUGAACCCAUCGUGGUCGACCCCUUUGACCCAAAAGACAACAGCGGGGGUUCAUAUGGAGGCUGCAGGGGCAUGUCUGGAGCAGAGGGGGCACCCUCUCCUAGCUAUGAUGACGACGACGAUGACCGACUAGAAGACCCUCACCUCAUGAUGAGCAAGCUGGCUUGUAGUAAAGUCGAGAGACCACCUUCCCCACUGUCAGUGGCUCCUCAAGCUUCUUUGCCCCCCGUGCCCCCACGUCUAGACCUGCUGCAGCACAGACCACCAAACCCUCCUGGGGCCUCUAGCCCAGGUGCCACAUCCAAGGCCCCCUCCCAUCACAAAGACAAGCCAUUACCGUUACCCCCAGCUCUACGAGACCUCCCACCUCCUCCUCCUCCAGAUCGCCCUCACUCAGCUGGGUCUGACAACAGACUCCCAAGACGCCCUCUGCCCUGCACACCCGGCGACCCAACUCGGGAAAAACUGCCUCCUGCUCCGCCAAACCGCAACAUGGUGGACUGGAACCCGAGGCCAGUGCCCAAAGCGCCCUCCCAGCCGCCCGCUGUGGGAGGAGGAGACUCCCGCGGGACACGGGAGCUGUCCAACCGUCACUCUCUUCCCCUGGCACUGCCCUCAGCCAUGGAUGCGCAGAGGAACAACAGUUCUGUCAGUUUGGACCACCAGCUUAGUUUUGGUGCAACAGCCUCUGGUGGGUCUGAAUACGACAACCCAAAAGUGAAACCUUCUGCAUCAGCUAAUGCUAUCUACUCCCUGGCCAGGCCUCUUACUGCAAUGAAGCAGCUGACUGGAGAAGAUGGCUUUGAAAGUGAGGAAGAUUCUGACUACAUGACUCCUAGUUCUCGUCUUGCUUUAUCCACUAUAUCUCCUGCCCUGGGGGAGGCAGUGCCCAGACCCCCGCAACCUAACUCUCUCAACUCCAGGCCUUUGCUCAGUGACAUGGACUCUGAGGGCCCACAGAUGUAUGAAGCCAUGUACAACAUUCAAGCACAGGCCCUCACGGCCUCCCUGCCUCAUCAAGCCAGAGACUCAGACUACUCAGAAUUGCCUCCGUUCGCAAGCUCUAAUGGGCCGCGGGACACUGAGUGUGAGGAGGAGGAGGAGAACGGCUAUGACAUCCCAAAGCCCCCUCUACCUGUAGCCCGACGCACACUCUCAGAGGUCAGCAAUGUGUCUGCUACUUUCAGCCGUCUCUCUGGGGAAAGUGAGCCAGGAGCACCAGUUUCAUUUGACUCGGGAGAAGCUCCAGAGCGGCCUCCCAAGCCUCUGCCCCGCCGCAUUAACUCUGAGCGCAGACCCAGUCCGGUCCCACCCGGAGCUGCGGCAGGGCCCAGCAACCCGCAGAUCAGCAGUGAGAUCGAGCUGCUCAUGAGCCAGGGCUACUCCUACCAGGACAUCCAGAAAGCUCUGAUGAUCGCACAGAACAAUAUCGAGAUGGCCAAAAACAUCCUGCGGGAGUUUGUGUCCGUGCACUCCACGGCACACAUCUUCACAUAACGACCCCCAGCCACAGACGCCAGACCAGAGAGCACGUUCUUAACUCGCGCCUGCUUUUAGCUCUAGCGCCAUGGAGCCUCUCUCCUUCCGACACGUGUCCUGACUGUCCAUCGUUCAUGUGUGCAGCACAGGCCUGCUCCAGUGUGUUCGCCAGCAGGACCUCUGCUGUUGGUCAGUCUCAUGGCAUUGCAUGUCCCCUGAGGCUUUCAGUCAAGCUCAAGCAAGGACAGGAAAAUUACAAAUAUUGUGUGUGUGAUUUAUAUGAUAAUUUAAUAUAUAAGUCCGUAUAUUGAAUAUAGUUAAUAUAUACACAUGUAGGCUGGAGAGGGGCAGCUGUGAGGGCUCAUAUGUGAAAGGCCUCAGGAUGAGGCUGGAGAAAGGAAGGAACUCUUCAGCUUAGCCUGCUGUUCUCUCAGCCACCAGUCUUGACAUGUGGGGAAAAAAACUGCAGCUGAACUUUUGCUGAUGUCAUAAAUGGCCUUUAAUCGUGUUGCUUUGGUACUUUGUUGAGAUACGUGUGCGUACGUGCUUUUGUUGUUUUUCUAAAGUAGCAUGGCAUGGGUGACGUCCCCAAACCAUGGUCUACAUUUGAGCUGGUCUGAAGUUGUGUACCAGUGAUCCGUAGUCACUUCUGGAGUUUUCUCUCUGUGUCUCUGUAGAAUCUCGGGGCUGUUCGGACGUCUCUGGAUGGUGACCGCUGAAUUUGGCUUUGACCAGCACCGAUCGGGCGCAUCGAAUGUGCUGUUGUGUAGCAUUACUGUAACCGAAAUACUUAUAGCUUCAAUAAUGUUCCAAGAAGAUACAAGGUUAGAUACCACAAUCUCUCCGUUUGACUCCGGUAAAGGAUACGACAUGGUGACAGAUUGCGCAAUCUGCACUAGCGAUGAGCGUGAUGGUAGGUUCCAAGUAGAAAUUGGGCAUCUAACUGUGUUAAGAUUGGUCCAGUCAAAAUAAACAAUAAAGUAGAUGGGCACCAAUUUAAUAUUAUGGACGUGAUAUCGAGUGACUUCUAGCCUGUAUUCAUAGAAUGUUUGGCUGAGCUGUUCUUUUAAACGAGUUCUGAACCAGGCGUCGCGUUUGUGUUGUAACCUUCAUCUGGUGUGUGUCAUGAGUAUGGCGGAGAAUGAUGGGCUUACGUAAGUGUGCUUUUUAUUUUUAAUUUUUUCCCUCUCUUCCCCCCUUUACUCUCCACAGGCAGUGUUCUCGAACACAUUAAGGGGGGAGGGUGCUCAUUGGGACACGAAGUGAUAUUUGCUUUGUGAGAAGGAAGUAUUUGCCAGCAGCCUGGUCAAAUUUCUGUCAAAUCAGGACUGAAAUCGCUCAGAUUUUUGGCAAGGUGUCUGCUUGUUUCUGAAGCUGUUCAUCUAAGUGAAAUUGUCAUUGAUCAUUGAUCACUUUAAUAUAUUAUUAUUAUUAUUAUUAUUAUUAUUGUAUUAAUGUUGUUCAUUUUGUUAUUAAUUCAGAAGUGCUUUACUGCUGCUACUAUUGUUAGUGCUAAACAAUUAAGCCUUAAAUGUAUAUUUGUGAAUAUUGUGUUUAACCUGUUUUAAAGUGACAGUAUCUGUUCAGUUGAAUUUGAUGAUGUAGCAUACUUGAAAUUCCAAGCAGCUUGUGCAGGCUGGUUAGAGAUGGUUUUCUCCCUUUGGGAUUUUUUUUUUUUUUGGUUGGUUGGUUGGAGAGCCAGACGUGAUCCGGAGACAUCAUCCAGCAAACUGCUCUGUCAUCAUCGGAGUGCAUGCAGGAACGGACGCGCGACCACAUGUUAAAACGUAACAAGGCACUCUCUGCUGACAGCCUUAUUUUUCUGCCCUUGUUUUGUUACUCGGGUUACGUGUCGACCUUGUUCUUUUUUCAGCCCCUCAGACAGUGGAUGAACGUUCAGUGGUGGCCCAUUUACAGCCAUGAUGGCAGCGCUGAUGGCCUGCCUAAUCUCCAGGGUAAAGGACUGGUUGUGUGGUGAUGCUUUCAGUCAGGUCCUCUCCACUCUCCCUCUGUUCUCAGGAAUACCGUACAUCUAAACAUAGACUAUCAGUAUUGAACGGGCAAUGAAACGUACUAGUACAUAUACCCUCUUGUUCAGGGCAGGAGCACUGAAUGACUGCUUUUGAAGUCUUUGACGUUGGAGUAAUUAGGAUGUAGCUUCUGACAACUGAUGUCUUCGUUUCUUAAACCAGUCCUCACAUGUACUCUGACGUUUGGGGUAUGUGGAUGGAUGUGCCAGUGUAUUCAGCAUCGGAUGGGCUCCUGCUUUAUGAAAUGAAAGCCUGCAGCCACGCUGGCCGUUUUCCAGAUAAGAUUGGACAGCCGUAUAUGCUAUUGUGUGUUAUUCUGAAGGUGGAAAACCACAAGGUGCACACAUGCGCGCUGGUAGGCAUGUAAAUUACCAGUUGUGAUCAGUUAUUGUGAUGGCUGUUAUUGAAGCGGACAGAUUUAUUAGCUUCUGUGGUUGUCACAAGAGGAUGAAAAUGGGUUUUCAUCAGCUGAGUCGUGGCAAAAAAAACAGGAGAAAGCAGAAAAUGCAUUUAUUGCGAAACCUCAUGGUAUUACGAAAAAACAGAAGUACUAACUUCUGACUUGGUUCUGUAGCACAUUUAGCAUUGAGUAUUGUUUCUUUAUUUGAGCGCGAGCUGUUUGUGUCGUCGUGACCGAGGCCGUUUGGCCGAUCGAGCUGAACUGCCGGUGCAAAGAGCGCCCCACACAGGACACACCUACCCAUUGAACAUGAAACGGGAGACGCCCAGCAAACAAAUACAGAGCACUCCCACUGAAAACCUCCCUCUUACGCUUGUAGGACUGGGUUAAGAAGCGCUGACUGACGUUACUGUAACUUAUAUAUAUAUAUAUAUAUAUAUAUAUAUAUAUAUAUAUACAUACACACUAUUGUUCACCAUUACAUGCUCUUUUGUGUUGUGUGUGUUUGUUCUUUGUUUCUUCUAUCUGAAAUAUUGCACUGGCAUUGCAGGUACUUCCACAGUAUGAAGCUUGUAGGUACAUUAGCCUUCUUGAACUGAAUGAGGAAAAUAUCUCCCAUAUUUCCUUGAUGACAUACAAGCUCAUUGGUCAUUAUGUUGGAAUUUUUUUACUCCAUUUUGCCUUGAAAUCAGCUGUUGACAGGUUUAGCAUGUAGUUCAGUAUUCUGAUUGCACCAUGUGAAGUAGGGAUGCUUUGUUUUUUUUUUUUUCAUUAUUUCAUUCUGAUUACUGUAUUUCUUGUCAAUAGUGUGUGCGUGUGUGUGGUGCGUGUGUGUGUGUGUGUGUGUGUGUGUGUGUGUGCGCUCAUGCGCCUGUGUGUCGUGUGUUACAAGAUGUCGCACAGUAUACCAGUUUGUGCUACGAUACUGUCACUUUAAAAUAAAGUGUGUAAAGUUACGUAUAUAUAGAGUAUGUGGAAAUGGCAAUGUUUAAUUUCAUUUUGCAUUCCUGUAAAUGUCAGAAUUUUAUUUUUUUUCUCUUUUUUUGCGUUUACUGAUGUGAAUAAUACUGUGAGCAGUGCCAUGUUUAGAAAUAUCUGUAAUUUUGUUGCCCAGAAUAAGGCCUUGAUCCUGUAAAGAGUGAAUGAUAUCCUGGCAUAAAUUAACCCUUUUUUUUUUUUUUUUAUAAACUACAGUUCAUUUUGCUUUUUUUCCUUCUUCUGGAGUAGCUGUGGUUGACUGGAAUGUCUCCUUUCCUGACCACAAGAGGGAGCUCUUUGCUCACAUUGCCAUAAAUUCCUUGAGUAUUUCAGGAUGUUCUUUCUUUUAUGCUGUUUCUCAUAUCAUCUUGGACGUAUGCACAGUGCUGUACUGUUUAAUUAAAUGAACAGAAGAGGAAAAGAGAGAAUGUCCUCAGUCUCUGCUUAUAGGUACUGCAUCCUCUAUGGUACAGAGGCUGGUAGAGUCAUCAGUCUGGUGCUGUCCACCGAGAACAUCUCUGCAGCUAAAUGGAAAAGGUUUCAGGUGAUCUGUUGCAUUAGAGGACAUUUGCAGACAUCAGUGUUAAGAAAGGUGUAUGUACUUUUACUCCAUGUAUGCAUGUAAAUGUUAUUUAACAAUGUUGGAUACUCAUGAAUGUUUCUUGCCACCAUCAGUAGUAGCCUUAACUCAUGGAACACGGCUCGCUACAGGUUGGAAACAGGGGUUCCAGCCUUUAAAACCCUCUGAGAGAGCGAGAGAGAGCGAGCGAGCGAGCACACCUUGCCCUGCCAGUAUGGCUCUGAGAUUUGCUUUGCCUUACUGAUAGUCAUGCUCAUGAUCCAAACUGCCAUUCUCCCUCAGUGCCAUGAUUCUUUUUAUUCUCAUGUUUUGUUAUUGUAUUAGUCCGUCUCUGAGUCCUGUCUGAGUGAGCGUUUCAGAAUGGCUUUGAACUGACCACUCAAAAUGGGUCACACCUGAGUAAUCGGUUCAUUUAGGCUUGACCUUUUUUGUUGUGAUGAAGGGCAUGUUGAAAGCCAAAUAAGAUGGAUAUACUGUAUGAAAUGUGGACUUUUGUGUGCGCAAACGUAUAUGAAGAAAUGCCAACCGAUUUACACUCUGAAUGCGUAAUGUUUAGUUAUUUAAAUCGGCGUGUUGGAGCAGGUCUGUACGAUUCAAAGCCUUGCUGUAACAGCCCAGCAGUUUGUAGAAACUGGAAAUCAGUUAGUGCAAAGCAAUGGGAAACAUUCCCUCUCCCUGAAGUCAUUUAUACGUGGAGAGGAGGAUGUUCGUGUGUGUUGUUUCCUUUUGUCAAGAGAUAAAGACUAAUGUUAUUUAUUAAUGUUGAUGUACUCCAACCCAGAGAUCCCUCCUUCAUAAAGUCAUUUUCAUUUUGGAAUUUAUACAUGUUAUUAAAGCAAUUUUGAAUAAAUGUA